GUAAUAAUCAAUUUUACCACACGAUUCGUUUCAGGAAAUAGUUUUAAAGUGACACAUUUAUACUUAUCUACGAAAAAAUAUGGAAUGGAUAAGCUGGAUAGCGCUACUGCAGCCAGUAAUAAUGUCGCUUUUUAUGGUCAUUUUUCGCCAGCAAUGGCUUGGUCCGCAGCUGCAAAAUAAGAACACUUACGCCAUACCAAGUACUGAUAUCGAAAACAUUCAAGAUAAAUUAAAACAUUUGGAAGAAAACACAUUAUCAGGUAAAGACAUAAAUGGAAUAGAGGAAUCUAUUUCUGAGCUUUACAAAUCAAUUGGAGCACUGCGAGAGCAAACUGAGAAAUAUUUACUACACGAUGGAGCGAAAAACAGCUGUGACGGAAGCAGAACGAACUUAGGCAUCGUUGCCCUUGCUCUCAUUCAGCUGUUAACUGUCGUCUGCUUGGCAGUUUUGUGGCGGAAAAUAAUGAAAGUUCAAGUACAAAUGGAUAGUUCACAGCCGUUGAAAAUAAACAAUAAUUUGAAAGCAUCGGCAAAAUAAAUGGUUUAAUAGUCUUUAACUUUAGCGAUAGAUUUACGUUAAGAUUUGAUAAAUAUAUGCUUUAUACCGCUUUUUAUUACUUUUGUUCAGCUAGACAUAAUAAGUUUUAGACGUGUAUAUUUGUCUUAUUUCAUUUUACCUAAAUUCAUUUGAAGCGGGUGGCAAUAUUGGUGGCUGAGGCCGAAUUUGCAAUUGCUUUUCUGUUAAGAUUUUUAUUAUCAUGCUUUUAAACUCUGUAAAUAUAUUUAGUAUACAUUAAUGCAUUAACGUGUGUGAACUUGAAAUAUUCAAUUCGUAAUUCAGAUAUGAUGAAAACUAAAAAAAUCGUUUAACUUUCAAAGUUUUGAGAAAACUAAAACAAAUCUACAUGACUUCUUUUCAAGUAUUUCGAAUUAUUUUUCUUGAAAAAUGAAUUUAUUGUAGAUUUUAAGGCGUUCUUAAAUGUAUCUCUUUGAAAGGUUAAUAUUAUCAUAUAAAGGUACAGAGAUACUUUGUUAAAGAUCCUCUACAGAAUAAUUGAAUUUAUUUGUGUUUCCACGAUGGUAUAUAUUAUAUAUAAUCAUAAUUUGAAUGGAAAAAUGAGAAAUACAUGUAUCUUUAGUUACACAUUGACAUAAGCAUAUAUUACAACAAAAGAAUAGGUUUGAUGUCUUAACAUUUGUCGCACUAAGAACAACAUUUGAUGUAUUUAGUCAAGUUUACACCACAUUAUGUUUCAACAAUGUAAGACAUUUAUCUAUCUUAAAGUUUGUUUUUUUUUAAACUUUUGUAAAAAGAGAUUGACUGAAUAAAUUCACAGACACUUGGGGUUCGGACCCCCACACAUCCCAUUCUCCACCGCUCCUGGUUAAGUUUAGCCAAUAUUUUUUUAGCAUUUUACCAUGUAUUGAGCAUAGGUGACGAUCAUAAAACGCAUUUUGUAACAUUUCAGCGUGUUUUAAAAAAUGUACUUUUUACCAUCAAUGCUCUCAAAAUUACAAGAUUUGAAACAUCGCACGAACACUAGGGAAACAAUAGCCAAUUAAACUUUUAAAUGAACCCCUAUCAAUGAAUCACUGGUAUCAAUCGACAGGUCUGUUGCCAUUCUUUCAAAUAACACUAGUCCCGACAACAGUCAUUUAUAUUCCGUCGAGAAAUCAAUAAAUAUUAUAAAUCAAUCAAUCUAAAUUUUAUGGAACACUUCCUUGCGAAUUGAUCCCUACUUUGACCUGCGCAUAUCGUUGCCGGGUACCAAAAUUAAUACCUUUUCGACUGCAUUAUACCGGAUUAUCGCUUCAGCAAGUGUUACACGAGGUUUGUUUACAUAAAGAAGUGAUGAUCUGGUUUAACAUAGUUGUAAGAGUAUUAAUUUUGGUACCAGGUUUAUGACAUGCGCUACACAAAGCGAGGGACCAGCGCAAGCAAGUGUUCCCAUUGUUCGUGCGAUGUUUCAAAUCUUGUAAUAUUGAGAGCAUUGAUGGUAAAAAAUACAUUUUUU
Messenger RNA from Mercenaria mercenaria, 2015 nucleotides. RefSeq lists its product as uncharacterized. Bases 80 to 538 code for a protein of 152 amino acids. NCBI's taxonomy places the organism in Eukaryota, Metazoa, Mollusca, Bivalvia, Venerida, Veneridae. The transcript is spliced from 3 exons. The record is from RefSeq and is a predicted model, not a curated record.